AUGCCAAGCGGGUCGUCUUCCGAGACGGUGACCCCGACCGAGAGUCUACCCACAGAGACCUCGGCGCUUCUCCCAAAACCCUCGUCCACUGACCCGGCAGAGACAGAUGUCGCUGCCGAGACGGUGAAGCCCGGCCUCCCACCAUGGCGGUCAUGGCUGUCCGAGAUAUGGCUGCUGACCAAGGCGUCGGUCCCGGUGAUUUUGGCGUACAUGCUGCAGAACUCGCUGCAGACAAUAUCAGUCCUCGUCGUCGGCCGUCUGUCCCCAGAGGCGCUGGCCACCGCUGCCUUCUCUUACAUGUUCGCCAUGUCGACGGCAUGGCUCAUCGCGCUGGGUGGCACCACAGCGCUGGACACUCUGGCGUCCAGCAGUUUUACGGGGUCAACCAACAAGCAUGACCUGGGUAUCCUCCUGCAGAGGGGCCUCUUCGUGCUGUCGCUUUUCUACGUUAUCGUUGCGGUGAUUUGGUCUUUCUCCGAGCACAUCUUCCGUGCCCUGGGGCAGGAGGAGUACAUCUGCGUGCAGAGUGCUAUGUUCCUGCGCUGCCUGAUCCCAGGUGGGUUGGGAUAUGUAUGGUUUGAAGCAAUGAAGAAAUAUCUUCAGGCACAAGAAAUCUACCGCCCUGGCACCUACGUUCUGAUUAUCACUUCCCCCCUCAAUGCCUUGCUGAACUAUCUCUUCGUUCACGUCCUCGGCAUUGGCCUCUACGGCGCGCCAAUCGCCACAGGCAUAUCCUACUGGCUGUCCUUCCUCCUGCUCGUGGCCUACACGGUCUUUGUCAAGGGCCACGAGUGCUGGGGAGGCCUCGCACCGCGCAAAGCGCUCCAGCACCUGGGGCCAUUCGCACGGCUCGCGGCCCUGGGCGUCGUCCACGUCGGCACCGAGUGGUGGGCGUUCGAGAUCGUCGCCCUCGCGGCCGGGCGGCUGGGGACGAUCCCGCUCGCGGCGCAGAGCGUCAUCAUGACGGCGGACCAGGUCAUCAAUACGGUGCCCUUCGGGCUCGGCGUCGCCGCCUCGGCGCGCAUCGGCAACCUCCUCGGCGCUGCGAGGCCGGCCGACACGCGGCGCGCCGCCCACUGCGCCGCCGUCCUCAGCACGAUUCUGGGAGCGCUCAUCCUCGCCGUUCUCAUGGGGACCAAGGACGUCUUCGGCCGGAUCUUCAACGACGACGACAGGGUCGUCGAGCUGGUCUCGGAGGUGAUGCCGUUCGUGGCCCUGUUCCAGAUCGCGGACGGGCUGAACGGCUCGUGUGGCGGCGUCCUCAGGGGGAUGGGCCGGCAGUGGGUUGGCGCGUUGGUAAACAUUGUUAGUUACUACUGCGGUGCGCUGCCCGGUGGAAUUUACCUUGCCUUCCACGGCUGGGGCCUCGCAGGUCUCUGGAUUGGGCAGUGUGUUGCGUUGUACUUGGUGGGCAUACUAGAGUGGGUUAUUGUUGGUAUGAGCAACUGGGAAAAGGAGGUCAAGAGGGCCAGCGACAGGUUAGAGGCCGGGGGAGUCGGCACCCGCAGAGAUCAAGACGAAGACGACGGUGGUGCUUGA
Molecule: messenger RNA, 1539 nt
Organism: Diaporthe amygdali
Lineage: Eukaryota; Fungi; Ascomycota; Sordariomycetes; Diaporthales; Diaporthaceae
Product: MatE family transporter
Exons: 2
Coding region: 1-1539 (512 amino acids)
Biological process (GO): xenobiotic detoxification by transmembrane export across the plasma membrane
Cellular component (GO): membrane
Molecular function (GO): xenobiotic transmembrane transporter activity; antiporter activity
Source: RefSeq, a predicted model, not a curated record